AUGCACAUAACAGUGCUGGACUCGACGCUGAGGUUGCUUCUUGUUUUCAGGUCAACGUCGGAAUCAACGGGUCGUAUUGGCCGUAUCGUCUUUCGUAACGCCCUCGAAGUCGGCGGCGUCGACGUUGUCGCCAUCAAUGACCCGUUCAUUGAUCUCGAUUAUAUGGUCUACAUGUUCAAGUACGAUUCCGUACACGGACGAUUCAAGGGCUCUGUUGAGGCCAAGGACGGAAAACUCGUCGUCGAGGGCAAAGCCAUCCACAUCUUCGCGGAGAAGGAUCCUGCCAACAUCCCCUGGGGCUCUGUCAGCGCCGAUUAUGUUGUCGAAUCCACUGGUGUCUUCACCACCACGGAGAAGGCAUCAGCUCACUUGAAGGGCGGCGCUAAGAAGGUCGUCAUCUCUGCACCCUCCGCAGAUGCCCCCAUGUUUGUCUGCGGUGUUAACCUCGAGACUUACGACCCGAAGUACAAAGUUAUCUCCAACGCUUCCUGCACGACUAACUGCCUCGCGCCCCUCGCGAAGGUUAUCCACGACAAGUUCGGUAUCGUUGAGGGCUUGAUGAGCACAAUCCACGCCACAACAGCUACCCAAAAGACCGUCGAUGGCCCAUCACACAAGGACUGGCGUGGAGGUCGCAGUGUCAACAACAACAUCAUUCCCUCCUCUACUGGUGCCGCCAAGGCCGUCGGCAAGGUCAUCCCUUCAUUGAAUGGAAAGCUCACUGGCUUGGCCUUCCGUGUCCCCACUCUUGAUGUCUCCGUUGUUGAUCUCGUUGUCCGCCUCGAGAAGCCCGCUGACUACAAAGAUAUCGUCGCCGCUGUCAAGGAAGCCUCCGAGACGACCCACAAGGGCAUUCUCGGCUUCACUUCCGACUCUGUUGUGUCCACAGAUUUCAUCGGCAGUACCGAUUCCUCCAUCUUCGACGCCACCGCAGGCAUCCAAUUGAACCCCAACUUUGUCAAGCUGAUCGCUUGGUACGAUAACGAAUACGGCUACUCAAGACGUGUUGUCGACCUCUUGAAAUACGUUGCCGAGAAGGAUGGUGCGCAGUAG
Messenger RNA from Pleurotus ostreatus (oyster mushroom), 1053 nucleotides. RefSeq lists its product as uncharacterized. The transcript has 6 exons. Gene Ontology annotation, biological process: glucose metabolic process. Gene Ontology annotation, molecular function: NADP binding; oxidoreductase activity, acting on the aldehyde or oxo group of donors, NAD or NADP as acceptor; NAD binding. Bases 1 to 1053 code for a protein of 350 amino acids. Lineage: Eukaryota; Fungi; Basidiomycota; Agaricomycetes; Agaricales; Pleurotaceae. The record is from RefSeq and is a predicted model, not a curated record.